Messenger RNA from Tripterygium wilfordii, 2726 nucleotides. RefSeq names its product ubiquitin carboxyl-terminal hydrolase MINDY-1-like. Bases 176 to 2296 code for a protein of 706 amino acids. Lineage: Eukaryota; Viridiplantae; Streptophyta; Magnoliopsida; Celastrales; Celastraceae. Gene Ontology annotation, molecular function: cysteine-type carboxypeptidase activity; cysteine-type deubiquitinase activity; K48-linked deubiquitinase activity. The record is from RefSeq and is a predicted model, not a curated record. Gene Ontology annotation, biological process: protein K48-linked deubiquitination. The transcript is spliced from 12 exons. Gene Ontology annotation, cellular component: cell periphery; cytosol.
ACCCUGUUUUUUUUUAAAAAAAAAGAACUAUGAAGUAUGAUCCGUGACUGCUUUUAUAUUUAUAAUCUCGUUACUUACGCGCAACGAUUUCCAAAUAUAUAUUGAUUGGCUCCACACACGCUCUUUCUGUUUCCCUCCGUAGAUACGAGUCGUCGUUGAGAAAGAAGAUCGAGAAAUGGCGUCUUCUCCAUCGACGAGCGAAGAACCGAGACAAGAACCACCACCACCACCACCGCCGCCACAACAACAAGAGGAAGAAGGAGUGAAGGAGUGCAUACACAAGACUAAGACGAUACAGUUCCUCGGCCGCACCACUCCUAUCGUUCUUCAAAACGACAAUGGACCCUGCCCUCUCCUCGCCAUUUGUAAUGUUCUUCUGUUGAGGAAUAAUUUGAAUUUGAGUCCAGAUAUAGCCGAAGUGUCUCAGGAGAAGUUGCUUUCUCUGGUUGCUGAGCGAUUAAUCGACUCCAACAGCGAUGUUCAUAAUAAAGAUGCUGGGUAUGUUGAAAAUCAGCAACAGAACAUUGCAGAUGCAAUUGAUUUGCUUCCACGACUGGCUACCGGGAUUGAUGUAAAUAUAAAAUUUAGGAAGAUAGAUGAUUUUGAAUUCACCCGAGAAUGUGCCAUAUUUGACCUACUUGACAUUCCCCUAUAUCAUGGUUGGAUAGUGGAUCCGCAGGAUUAUGAAACUACGAAUGCCAUUGGGUCAAAAUCGUAUAAUGCACUUACAGGUGAACUUGUUGCCCUGGAAACACGAAAUGCAGACCAGAAAUGUAGCAAUAAUCCUGAAGAAGAUUCCAUUGAUUUUGCUGCUGCAACUACUGCAACUCUUGGGGUUCCUUCUCCGUGCCUUUCAAAAGUUGGAUCAUUUGAUGAAUCUCCUCAUUCUGUUUCUGAUCGUAAAAACACAAGUAAAGAAGACCUCGAAGAAGAGGCAGAGCUUCAGAGAGCUUUGAAAAUGUCAGAGGCUGAACCGCCUGCUUCAGAUGUCGAUUCUUUUUUGAUCAACGCUGGUGAAGGGACCAUGUCUGUCAGGUCGGGAGAAAGUACUUGUUCCAAGGAGUUCACGCCUUUAGAUUCAUUAGAGCAGCAUGUUGGCAGCGAAAAUCAAAGCUUUUGUCUGCCUGACCCAUUCAUACCAGACAAUCACACAAUUUCAAGCAAUGGUAUUAAUAAUGCAGCAUGUUUUGAGACUAUGUCGGCUGAAAGAGCAUCUCUGCCUUCAAAAGUGAAUUUAAUUGAACUUGGUGUAUCAAGUGAUGCAGAACCUAUAGGAUUUGUCCCUUCUAACAACGCAGUUGAGAAUAGUGGUACUGAGAAAGUGGUCCUUCCUGGAAAAGAUAAUGCACAUGUGGACGAAAGCUCAAUGGAAAUUACACAAGGGGGUGAAAGGGUUGAAAACAUCAGUGUUCUAGUGGCAGAUGACCUAAGUGGAUGUGACAUAGUAGAAGCAUCUCAUUUAUCUGCACAAAAUGCAGAUUCAGACUCAUCAAAUGACCGAAAAUCAUGCGCGGAUGUAUCUGAAACUAUUACUUCAAGUGUUGAUGACAGUGAACCUAUGUAUGAAGGAGAAGAAUGCAUAUUGGAUUCGGCCGCUGCUGUUUAUGAAGACCGAGAACCUGUGUAUGAAGGUGAGAUGGUUCUUGCGGAACAAGCUGAUGAAAGCACUUCGGCUGCCUCGAGAGUGAUAUCUAAGGAUGAAAUCACUGCACAACAAGGAGAGCUUAUGAGGAACUUUCUUAGAAACAAUGCUAGUCAAUUGACCUUUUAUGGGCUUUUCUGCUUGCAAGAUGGUCUCAAAGAACGUGAACUCUGUGUGUUCUUCCGUAACAAUCACUUCAGUACCAUGUUUAAGUAUGAAAGUGACCUAUAUCUCUUAGCCACUGACCAAGGAUACAUAAAUCAGCCUGAUUUGGUGUGGGAGAAGCUAAAUGAGGUCAAUGGAGACACUUUGUUCAUGAUGGGUAACUUUAAGGAAUUCAAGGUGGACAAUCAUGGAAAUGAUACCUGGGAUGAACGAAAUGCUAUUGCCAAUACUGCUGACUAUCUUGCCUCUGUAGGUGGUGCAGCACAUGCGGAUUUGGGCAUAAAUUCUGAUCUGCAGCUGGCAAUAGCUCUGCAACAACAAGAGUUUGAGCAACAGCCACAACAACAGAAUUUGCAGCAACAAAGCAUUAAUGAUAGUUCAAGACUUGUCACAGGCCCCCAGGCACCAAGAACUAGCAGUACUGGCAGAAGCUCAUCCUCAUCCCCCAAGCCCGAUAGCAAGUCAAAAGACAAGUGUAUUGUGAUGUGAACGCUGCAUCCUACAUGCAGGUGGGGAUUGGGGAGUAAAAUGGUUUGCAUCUUUAACCCCUCCCAGGCCAGGAUUGGGAAGCCUCUCUCUACAUCCCAUGUAGCUCAGUGGACUCGGGUUCGAACCUUCGUCUCCUGAAUUUAUGUACAAAAAUAAUUUCUUCCAAAAGCAUGCAAAUAUUUGCAUUGACUCGGUCCUAGUAUUUUACUAUUUUUCCUGUAAUCAAUGACUUUAAUCCUGAUUACCACCCAAAAUGUCUCACUAAUUGGCUCUUAGUGUACUUUUGUGUCGGUCCAUGACUCCAUAGAGGAUUCAUGAAUGAUGGGGGAAGAAACAGAUGAAGAAAUUUUAGUGGGAAAUUAUAUAAUUAACAGAAGGCGAAAGGGUGACAGGACAUAUAUACAGUGGAACCCACAAAGUUUAACAACGA